AUGUCGAUCGUUCCUGAAGAAGAAAAGAAAUCCGUCUCCAGGGAUCAAGCCGAAGCCGAGCCCAAGCUCUCCUCCCAAAUGAAGAGGAUUUUGUUCACUCAGAUAUGGUUCUUGGUUGAUGAAAUGGAGUCAGAACAUGAGAAUGAAAGACAAUGCUUUGUGGAGUUACUUCAAAGGAGCCUUGGAGAAUCAUUUGAGGAGGAGAAGGAAACUCUCUUCGCGCAAUAUGAACAAACAAGACAGAAGGAGAAGUCUGUUGCCGAUAAGAUUGCUCAACUGGAGGAAUACAUGACGAAGAAGGAAGAGGACGAUGCAGACUUCAACACUUCGUUGUAUACUCUUAUCUCAUAUCUACAAUGA
Molecule: messenger RNA, 360 nt
Organism: Syzygium oleosum
Lineage: Eukaryota; Viridiplantae; Streptophyta; Magnoliopsida; Myrtales; Myrtaceae
Exons: 6
Coding region: 1-360 (119 amino acids)
Source: RefSeq, a predicted model, not a curated record